AUGUUCACGGUGCCGGCCCCCCCGGCUCCGGGCCACCCGGGGGCCCCCGGGUCCUCCCUGCCCUCGGUCCCCUGCUUCUCCUCCCCGGCCCUGCCCACCUCCCACCCAAAGCAGCUGGCGGUGAGGACCAGGUCGGUGGGCACCAGCACGCAGGAGGGGGGGGGCGCCGGCGGCCCCCCAGAGGGGGACCCGGCCUGCCCGGGGCCCUGCCAGCCCGGGACCAGCGUCAACCUGGAGGGCAUCGUGUGGCACGAGACGGAAGAAGGCAAACCCAACUCAGAGCCUUGUUUCCGUCUCUUCAGGUUCUGCGAGUCGCCCUGCAGUGACCCCGAGCUGCCCGGCGGCCGUGGGCGGGGCAAACGGAUGCGGAUGGCCAUGGCCGAGCGGCCCUGCCUGGACCCGGCCUCCUCGGCCAAAGCCAGGGGCCUGGCUCACCACCGGAGCCGGGGGGGCGGCGUGGCCGGGGGGGCGGCGGCCUCCAUCCACAGCAAGGGCCGGAGGGGCAGCCUGAACCUCCUCGGCGGCGGUUGCAGGGCGCCGCCGUCGUCCUUCUUCGCCGUGGACGAGGUGAAGCCGGCCGGCGGCGCCCCCCCGCCCGCCUCCCCGACCUCCGGGAAGAGGAAGAACCGGCCGCCGGCCGACCUGGACCUCAGCCUGGUCUCCGCGGACGACGGCAAGAACCCCAACGCCAAGAGGAUCCGGGCCAAGUCGCGCAGCGCCCCGUCCACGCCGCAGGGCAAGUCCGACCCCUCGUUCAUGGACCCGGGGGGGGGCUGCGCCGCCUCCUCGCCGCCGCCGCCCAUCCUCAUCGACUGCCCGCACCCCAACUGCACCAAGCGCUACAAGCACAUCAACGGGCUGCGCUACCACCAGACCCACGCCCACCUGGAGGCCGAGGAGCAGAGGAAGCCCGAGCUGGACGCCCUGAAGGACGGCGAGGCCGAGGACCGGCUGUCCGACUGCGAGGACGCCAUCGGCAGCAUGACCUACGACCUCUCGGAGAUGAACAGCGGCUCCUCGAAGAGACCGGCUCCCCUCUACAAGGUGACCACGGUGGGGUCCCCCAAGAACAGACGGCUGCUCCUCAGCACGGACCACAGCCCCACGGCCAACUCCAAGACCAGGAGGACGUCGUCCCACCUCAAGGACGGGCUGAUGGACGACCUCAGCAACCUGCCCAUCAUCUCCAACAUGACCGUGGUCCUGGAGAACUGCAUGGUCCCGGACAGGAGCUCCUCGGUGGAGAUGCCCAAGCUGGAGGCCGAGGGGCUGAUCGAUAAGAAGGGAGGAGCCAAGAAGGCCAACGGGAAGGUGGAGAAGCUGUCCAAGUCCAGGGCCAACCGGCCCAUCGCGCCCGCCCCAGCGCCGCCCAAACUCAUCGCCAUACCCAACACCACGUACCCGACAGGCACGGCGGACGUGGUCAGCCCCCAGCAGCCGUCUCCCAUGGCGGCGGUCGGCCUGACCAGUAAGAACCUGCCCCUGAAACCCAUCAAGCCAAAGCUGAGCAUCGUGGUGGAGCCGGGUCUCGUCAAAGCCGCCAUGGUGGCCUGCAAAGAGACCAGGAAGAAGGAGAAGCGGAGGCUGAAGGACAAGCAGAGAGACGUGGCCGUCAGGACCUCCAACGGCGACGGCGGGGUCAAAAUGGAGGACGGGGGCGGCGGUGGCGGGGGGGCCAAAAUGGGCGUGAAGGAGAUCUCCGGGAGCCUCCUGAAGGAGCACCUCAGCAAGCAGGACGUGAUGAACGGGCUCACCGAGAGCCAGGAGAGCCGGAUGGCCAGCAUCCGGGCGGAGGCCGACAAGGUCUACACCUUCACCGACAACGCCCCCAGCCCCUCCAUCGGGGGCUCGUCGCGGCUCGACCCGGCGGCGGCGGUUGGGGCGGCGGACGGCGGCAGCAAGAACAACAGCCCCGCCUACUCGGACAUCUCCGACGCCGGGGACGACGGGGCGUCCGCCGAGUGCCGCUCGGUCGAGGGCCUCCGGUCCAAGUCGGGCUCGCUGGGUACCCCCGAGGUGGGCGCCACCGGCAACCACGGCGCCUCUGGGAAAACGCCGCCCGCCACCGCCGCCGCCUCCCAGCCCCCGAAGGAGCCCCAGUCCCCGUUCUACCACGGCUACGAGCCGUACUACCUGCAGGGGUACAUGCAGGCCGAGAGGCUGGGGGGCGGCGGCGGCUUCCACAAGAGCUCCGCCCACGACUGCAAAGGCAAAGACGAGACGAAAGACGAGGAGAAGGCGCCCUCCCACGAGUUCCCGGACUCUAAGAAAGGCGAGGGCCCCCCUCAGUCCCAGCUCCAGCUGACCAUGAGCCAGACCCAGACGGCCCUGGCCCAGUCCCUGUACUACGGCCAGUACUCCCGUGGACUCUACAUGGACCAGAAGCUGCUGCUGGCCUCCAAAUGCUGCGACCAGACGCCCGCCGGCAAGCAGAGGGGCCAGGGGGGCCGAGACGGGGAGGAUGUCAAACACCUGGUCGGGGGUCCGGCCGGCGGGCCGCUGAUAGGUAAAGGUCUGGACGGUGCUAAAGGAUGCUGUCCCAAGCAAGUCCUGUCCUACGUGGAGAUGGGCGAGAGGGGGGAAAGGGGGCAGAGUCUGGGCCUGAAGGUGCACGGUGGCCUGGUGGACCAGCACCAGGUCUCAGUGAAAGACUGCGAGGACAUCAAGUCGCCCUCCUCCUCCUCUUCCUCCUCUUCCUCCUCCUCGUCCUCUUCGUCCCUUCACAACCCAAACAGUCAGACAGAUCUGGACUCAAAUGUUUCCUUUUCCAGUCCCUCAGACGGCCCCGGCUGGGCUCACCGCCUGGCUCACAGCAGCAAAUACUCAGAUCUGCAGAGUCCACACGGGGACGAGGCCGAGGAGGGCGAGGCCGACUCUGGGAAAGAGUGGGGGGCCACUCUGGAGCCUACAGGGGCCAAAAUGACCUCUGGAGGAGGAGGAGGAGGUGGGGACGGCAAAAAGGCCAGAGGUCACGGCUGCCUCGAUCUGCCACCCCCCAUCAACUUGGUGGAGGGGGGGGAGGACCAGAGCCAGGAGCCAGCGGGGCUGUCCGAGGAGUCCCAGAGCGCCCGGGUGGCCGUGUCCCCCCCCAUGACCCCCCAGCAGCCCUACAUCCAGUACCAGCACCCCUCCUACCCCCCAUACCUGGCCAUGUGCGAGGGCGGCGGGGGCUCCUACCGGGGGGUGUCCCCCACCCUGGUCCACGGUUACCCAGGCUUCCACUACCCUCUGUACGGGAAGACGGCGGGCCGGGACGAGUCUGAGGGGACGGCCGGCCGGGGGGGGGCGGCGAGCAGCAGCAAGCAGCUGGCCGACCCCCCCUCGUCCUCCGGGGUGGAGCUGCUGCAGCAGCCGGGCCUCCAGUUCCAGGGAAAGUCCCCCGCUCCUGGUGAGAAGGGCUCCCCGGAGGCAGAGAGGGAGGCCGAGCGCGACAGGAACCACGUGUCGUUCGCCCGCCACCUCCACACACACCAUCACACACACCUGGGCAUGAGCUACAACCUGAUGUCAGGCCAGUACGACAUCUACCAAGGUCUGGGCUCCAGGUCGCUGGUCUCCAGUCAGCAGGUGUCGGGACACUCCUCCUCUGAGAAUGACGGGAAGAAGUAGGACCAUGUGACCGCGUCUCACAUGAAGAACGGCAGAACAUUAUCAGACAUCAGUUCCUUGGUGUGGAAUAAGCGUCGCCUCGCUCAGAGGCAGAGAAGAAGAACACAAAAACAGACCUCUUUCAUUUCUUACUAGUGACAGCUCUGGGUUUUGUAACGCCUGGCAGAGGAACCUUACAAAGCGCACAUCUAUGAGGAGGAGAGAGAAGAGGAGGAGAGGCUGAAUGUACAGGUGGCUCACACCUGCAGCGGUGUGGAUCAUCUUUUUAAACUCCUAUCGGGUACAAAAGCAGCAUUAGAAAGCUACAAAUCUAUAAUUAUCCUUAUUGUUCUCAUGAUUAUCGAAGUGGUCCUCCUCCCUCCAUAGUGCUGACACCACAUUUGUAUUACUAACCUGUACUUGAGAGUAACCAUGUUGAUUGUAUUGUCUUUAUGUGAGAGUAAACCUUCACAUCGAUCUACCCAGUGCCAUGUAGAAACCCCAGUGGUGUAUAUAUCCUGUACAGAUUCAUGGCAGAGCACUAAUAUGCUUUAUUGUACAAAACGUGGGUCCCAUCGGGGGAGCAGGGGCCGGAGGGGGAAUCCAGCAGAAGCAGAUGUGGUCAUCUUUUAACCUUUAUCUCUCAGAGGAAACCUGCUGUAGCUUUAGUGUGAUGGAUGAUAAAUAUGGUGCUGUAGCAGCAGUUUUGUGGGCAGAGUUUGUGCCUGCUGGGAAGUCGGUUUUGCUCAGAUGAAAGUUGCACCGUCAGGGUAAAUUUGGGCUCUGAUUUCUAACAAACUUUGACUCGAGGAGUGCUGAUUUUUAGCCGGAUUCACCCAUAAGAAUGACACAGUGAAGCCUCAGAAGUAGCUCUGUCAUCCGAUCUUUUAAAUCCUUGAGACUAGUUUGUGUCAGGAGGAACACGGUGAAUCUACUGAUGAAUGGACCUGAUGGAUGUAGGCAAUUUGAUUCUGUUUUUUUUAAUGUGUGGUUGUUUUAAUGGGCGUGUUGAGGGCAAAGCAGCUGGUCCACCGGCUACUUUAAGAUGUGCGAACUGAAGACAAAACAGCAGCAAGACGCUGCCUCAAAACGUCAUAACUAGAAACAAAUAACGACCUCAUUUUUCUAAAUUGAAAGAUUAUAAAAUAUACAUUUAUUUAAAAAUGAAGAGAUAUGUCUGUUAAAACAGCUUGCUAGCACAGCCUGUCUUAUGGGCAGUUAAUGCUAGAUUUUAAAUAUAAUUUUUAUUUUAAGAAUACUAUUUUGUUGUUUCGAUAUGUAUUCAAGAAAGUUAUGUAUUCUAAUGAGUUUCUGAUUAGAUGGAAUUACUACAGCAAACCCAAUUGGGUGUAAUAAAAACAACAAUUGACGCUAGCUAGCCUAGCUUAGCGAAUUAGCAUCAACUGCUACCUUUGUGACUGUUGAGAUUCAUGGUGCUGUAUUUGAUCAAAACUGUCUCUAAAUCAUACUUUGAAUAUUCUUGAGAAAAUGAAUACAUUCAACCUCAGAUACGGUGCAGUUUGUGCUCAACAUUGGUUGAACAGUGAAUUCUUUAGUAGGAAUGUCAGUUUUAAGAUGAGCUCAAUGAAGGUUUUAUGACUAGCGUAUUUUUCCCCACUCUUCUGUUUUCUGGUCUAACUAUUUAUUUGAACCAGUUUAUGUUUUUGCAGCUUAUGGACUUUGUAGGAAAGUGCUGCUGCUCACGUUGUGAAAGACAGUCGGCAAAGAACUUCUUAAUUCCCCAAAUAAUUUAAACAAUCUAAAAACAGAUGAACAAAUUGCCGUAAUAUCGCUUAUUUUUGUCAUUUUUCUGUUGAAAAAAAUCUUUCUUGGAGUUAAAACUUUACACUUCAUACAGUUAACUGAAUUGUGAAAAACACUCUUGUUUACACAGUGUAGGACAUUUAAGCUCAGGUAAACUUGAAGGUUUUUGUUGUUUUUUCGAGUGUCAGCUUAAGCCUCCAUACAUUUUUGGACGUUUUACAUUCUUGUGUUGGGGAGUUUCUGCAACGUGUUUAAGAAACAGUUUACUCGCAGCCCCAUUUCUGCAAUUGAGAUGACAAGAUCUUUCCAAACUGAGCGACUUUUACAAGAACCCUGGGUCAUUUUUUCAUCACUCGCUGCUUUGCCUUCAGUAAAUCUUAACAUUUUGUGUAGAUCUAAUAGUGUUCAUCUGUUUUUAGACUUCUUCAUUUUCAGUUAAAGUGAUGCAGAACAGGACUGAGAGACCUGACGUGCUAAAGCUGCCCUCACUUUUUGUAUUUGUGGUUGAACUGCUUGCUUCUCUGGAUUUUUGGGCUCUGACCCCUGCUCCCAUGCUUUCUCUCAGCUGACCAGCUCACUGCAGAGCCUCUGGUGGACACAGUGGGCGGCUUUUACCUCUCUCAGAGGCAGAGAAAUGCUUGUUUUAUCUGACAGAUGAUCCCGUUUCUCAUUCCGACCAUCGAUCUAACAAAGAUAAAAGUAAGAAUAAGCUAAUGAAGGAAUCCCAGAGCACAGACAUGGCUGCAGUACCCAUGCACCAGCUUUUGAAUGUCAAUAGUUAUGGGACGAACUGGAGUAAGUGUCACUGGUCCAGCUUGGAGAGUCCAGUUCAGGUAGCUGGAGGGGAAGUUUUCUGUUAGACGCUUGGCCUCUGAUCCAAGAAGCCUAUUCAGUUUUAAGAGAUGGUGGAGCUCUGAGAUAUAUUAAUCUGGCUCUGCAUUUGUAUUGUUUUGCUGCUUGUUCCACAUAUUUUGGGUCGUUUUUUCUGCUUCUACUAGUUAUUUUUGGUUGUUUGCUGCUUCUUUUACUUAUUUUUCAUUGUUUUG
Messenger RNA from Menidia menidia (Atlantic silverside), 6398 nucleotides. The record is from the annotation of a GenBank genome assembly. Lineage: Eukaryota; Metazoa; Chordata; Actinopteri; Atheriniformes; Atherinopsidae.